CUGUGCAACUUAAAUCAAGCCCUCUGACUGAAGCUGCUAUGCAAACCAUUGCAGUGCUGGUGGUGUUGCUGCUGGGAGCAUCUCCGGUGCUGCCAGAUCCAGAUGAAGAAGGAGAGAAGGUGACCCAAGCUCCYAUUCCCUGCUCGAAGGGCUGCACCUGUCUGCACGAUGACUUCACCUCGGAUCUCAACAUGUACUGCAGCGCUCGCAACUUCACACAAAUACCGAGCGACAUGCCGCCAUCCACCUAUUACCUCUGGCUAGAUGGAAAUUUAUUCACCUCCCUCCCAGCAGCACCUUUCAGAGAGCUAACCAAUCUGGACUUUUUGAAUCUCCAGAGCGGCCAGCUGACGACCCUCGACCACCAGGCUUUCAAAGGCCUCAGGUCCCUCGCGCACAUCCACCUGGAGAGGAAUCGUCUCCGGGUGCUUCCGGCCACCGUUUUCCAGAACACACCRAACCUGGCGUCACUUAGCUUGCACAAUAAUCAGAUCAGUCGCAUCGAUGAAAGGCUAUUUUCUGGGCUCUCCCACAUGUGGCUUCUCAAUCUAGGGUGGAACUCGCUUAUAGUCAUUCCAGAGACAGCUUUUCAGGACCUGACAGGUCUGCGAGAGCUCAUCCUUGCAGGGAACAGAAUUGCUUACUUGCAGCCGCAGCUCUUCCAAAACCUCGGGGAGCUUAAAGAGCUGGAUCUGACUGGGAACCACCUGAGGGUCAUCAAAUCCAAUGUUUUUGUGAAACUCACCAAGCUGCAAAAACUUUACCUGGGCCAGAAUCUAAUUAUGACUGUGGCACCCAGAGCAUUUUUUGGCAUGAAGUCGCUCAGAUGGUUGGACCUCACCAACAACAAGUUAGCCUCCCUGCAUGAGGACACCUUCCUGGGUCUGUACAGUCUCCACGUGCUGCGCCUUUCCAACAACUCUUUGAACAGCAUAAGGCCCAGGACGUUCCGCGAGCUGCAGUAUCUGGAAGAGCUGCGGCUCAGUUACAACAAGAUUCGAGCUCUUGGGGAAAGGAUCUUUGAAGGGCUUGGCCAUCUCGAGGUCCUAGAGUUGGAGCACAAUCAAAUGCAGGAGGCGCAAGCGGGGAGUUUCACGGGUCUCUCUGAUGUAGCUGUUAUCAACCUAUCAGGGAGCUGCUUUCAGAGGCUGCCUGAUMGAAUGUUCAGUGGUCUUUCAAAGCUUCACAGCCUCCAUCUGGACAGAGGAUGCCUGACAAGGAUCACAGCUCAGGCUUUCAGCGGUCUCUCAGGUUUACGGAGGCUUUUUCUCCAGCAUAACAAUAUCUCUGUGGUGGAAAACCAAAGUUUUGUGGAUCUGGUGGGCCUUCUAGGACUGGACUUAAGUUUUAACAAAUUAGAGGUUCUUACAGCGARCACUUUCUCUGGCCUCAACAAUUUGGAGUACCUGCUGUUGACCAACAACGACUGUCGGCAGUUUUUGCAGAACGGAACAAAACAGCUGCUUCCGCGUCUGCGUUAUCUGGAUCUGAGAGCUAACGCCUUGACGAACGUAGUCACUAACUUUUCCGAGAACAUGGAAAAACUUCUGCUGUCUGGAAACCGGUGGCGAUGUGAUUGUAGCACGCUACUACUCAGAAACUACAGCUUGAGGAAGCCGCAGGUGGUGCCCCGGCAAGUAGAGACCCACGCGGAGGGCGAAGAACCAGACACGACCAUUACGAUAUAUAACAACAUCACGUGCACCAGCCCCGCGCGCCUAGCUGGUCAGGACCUGCGGGAUGUGGACGCUGAACUAUUCAGAAGUUGCUGAGCUGAAACACACUUGAAACGGCAGACGCACAAUCAAAAUCCUGCUACAAAAGCUUCCUGUCUAACAUGAGCAGUGCAAAUGACAUUACUAAGACAGAAAUGAGAACUUGCUAAUUUUAGAUUUUCUUUUGAAGAGGGGGUAUUAUACAAAAUUGACUUUUUUGAGCUUUAUAUCACAUUAUA
Molecule: messenger RNA, 1954 nt
Organism: Austrofundulus limnaeus
Lineage: Eukaryota; Metazoa; Chordata; Actinopteri; Cyprinodontiformes; Rivulidae
Gene: igfals
Product: insulin-like growth factor binding protein, acid labile subunit
Exons: 2
Coding region: 39-1772 (577 amino acids)
Cellular component (GO): plasma membrane
Molecular function (GO): protein binding
Source: RefSeq, a predicted model, not a curated record